UUGCCGCUCCGUGAGUAGAAAAUUAUCCACAGCUCAGCCAUGGCCGAUACAACGGUAGCCGAUGUGGAGCAGCAGGACAUCUUCUACGUGUGUGAGAAGACUUUGAAUGCAGUGAAGGAGAAGCUGAAGAAGGGUGAGGAUAUCACUGAGGAUUUGGUGAACGAGCUCACACUGCCAGAGAAGGUGGGUGACGAGGAGAUGAUGAUCCCUGUGGACAUGCGGGGCGUCGGUGAGGACUUCGACGAUGUGGAGCAAAUGCUGGAGAAACUGGGAUCCAAAGGCACUGCUGAAGCUUUCGUGAAGGCCCAUGACUUUUUCGAGAAGAACAAGGAGAAACUCCCGGAAAACGAACGUCCGCCUGCAAUGACAGCUGCAGAGUGGCGGAAGGUUUUGGACGAGGAAAGGAUGAUGGAAGAAGGCGAAGAAGAGUUGCUCGGUUUUGAGGGUGAAGAGGAGGAGCUCUUGGAUGAUGAAGAUGGAGAGGGCGAUGGUGAAGUGAAGGAACCCGAUGCCAAGAAGGCCAAAACUGAGUGAGCUCUGAACAGUUUGGACCGAGAGCCGCGUUUCCCUGGGGUUGGGUAAUGCCAAGUUGUCUCGAACGUAUUGAAGACGGAAAAA
Molecule: messenger RNA, 618 nt
Organism: Cladocopium goreaui
Lineage: Eukaryota; Dinophyceae; Suessiales; Symbiodiniaceae
Source: the annotation of a GenBank genome assembly